Hermetia illucens (black soldier fly) is the source of this 1265-nucleotide messenger RNA. RefSeq names its product lysosomal aspartic protease-like. The record is from RefSeq and is a predicted model, not a curated record. Gene Ontology annotation, molecular function: aspartic-type endopeptidase activity. Lineage: Eukaryota; Metazoa; Arthropoda; Insecta; Diptera; Stratiomyidae. The coding region runs from base 83 to 1165 and encodes 360 amino acids. The transcript is spliced from 6 exons. Gene Ontology annotation, biological process: proteolysis.
UUGGUUACUAUAAAAAUGCAAGGGAAUAUUGCGUCUGUACAGUGGUCAAAUAACUGCAGGAGGAGAACAAGUCCUGACCAAAAUGUUUUCUAAACUGUUCAUCGGGUUUUGUGUAUUGGCUUUAGCUAAUAGUGAAUUGUUGCGUGUAAAACUACAUAAAAUCAAGAAGUCAGUUCGUAGUCGCAUAGCUGACGAAGGACUCUACAAUAGUGACGAUUCUACUUACUAUGGAAAAAUAACUAUUGGUACACCACCGCAACCUUUCACGGUGCUAUUCGAUACUGGAUCGUCCAACCUUUGGAUUCCAUCAAAAAGCUGCACAUCAGCAAUUUGCACCCCUCACAAUAGAUACAAUAGCGCUGCUUCAUCCACUUACGUAAAGAAUGGUGAAAGUUUCUUCAUCGCUUAUGGAACUGGUGAAUUAGAAGGUUUUCUUUCAAAGGACACCGUUACAAUCGCUGGGUUAAGCGUCAAAGGUCAAACAUUUGCUGAAGCUACUAGUCUGGCAGAAAUGUUUCAAUACGUGAAAUUUGAUGGUAUUCUUGGUCUUGGCUACACCUCCAUCUCUCAAGAUAAUGUAACUCCAGUUUUGUAUAACAUGUACAGCCAAAAACUUAUCAAAUCGCCAGUCUUCUCAUUUUAUUUGAAACGCAACAUGGCCGACCCAGACGAUGGAGGUCAACUCGUCUUUGGAGGGGCUGAUCCAAAACACUAUACAGGUUCCUUCACUUUUGUCCCAGUUGAUGAUCAAGGAUACUGGCAGUUCAAAAUGGAUGGAGGCUCACUAGGUGCCUACAAGUUCUGUGUAGGUGGUUGCCAAGCAAUUGUUGAUUCUGGCACUAGCCUGGUUACCGGUCCACCUGAUACCAUUGAAGAAAUCUACAAGUUACUUAAUGCAACUGAAAAUUCCAUUGGUAUGAUAGCUGUGGACUGCAACAAGGUAUCCAGUUUGCCAACUAUUUCCUUCACUUUGGGAGGCAAGUCCUUAACAUUGGAACCGAAGGAUUACAUUGUGAAGACUCCAUACGGCUGCGAGGUUGGUUUCGGAUAUAACUACAGUUAUGGCUAUGGCCCUGAUUGGAUCCUGGGUGACGUUUUCAUGGGAAAAUACUACACUCAAUUCGAUAUGGCCAAUAACCGUGUUGGAUUUGCAGUUGCAAAAUAGAUGAAUUUUGCAGUUCAUUUCAAAAAUGCAGGAGCCCGAUCGUUCCUUAUCCUGGAUGGAUUGACACCUUAGCAAUAAUAAAAUAAUAUAGAAAAUUUUA